Cydia fagiglandana is the source of this 1344-nucleotide messenger RNA. RefSeq names its product CD151 antigen-like. Gene Ontology annotation, cellular component: plasma membrane. The record is from RefSeq and is a predicted model, not a curated record. Lineage: Eukaryota; Metazoa; Arthropoda; Insecta; Lepidoptera; Tortricidae. The coding region runs from base 399 to 1199 and encodes 266 amino acids. The transcript has 8 exons.
AAGGAUUGCUGGUAUCGGAGUCCGAGUUGAAAUUCCGAGCCAGUACGGCGGCAACGCUGUGAUACUAGUAACGCGUUUGCGAGUCCCGAAUACUUUUGUGCCGAUGUUACGCGAUUUUCGCGCGCAAUUCAGACUGGGGAUUUGACAUGCAUGUGUUCAAGUGUGUUACAGUUCCUUCCGAGCACUGAUACCUGGAGGAAAGUGUAAAUAUUAGUGAUUUAAGUUAAUGUGUAGUAUAUUGUACUUAAUAGUGUAUAGUGAUUACGGCCAGCCAAGGCGUAGUAUUGAAAGAUUUUUCAGCUGAAAAGAUUUACCACGCUAGGGGCACCCCUGCAUCAGGUGAAGACGACGAGACCAUGACCAGUGGAAGGUGAGGGCGCCGUAACUGACCAGUAAUCAUGGCAGAAGAGAAGAAGAAAGAUGGAACCGAACUCUUAAGCAAAAAGAAGAAGGUCAAACCGCGAAAAUCCAGGGACGCAGACUGCUGUAGUGUAAAUUUUCUAAAAUGUGUUCUGCACAUAUUCAAUGUGGUAUUUUUGUUUGCAGGCAUAGGCGUGCUAUGUGUCGGCGCGUGGACGGUGUCGUCGCGGCACCGCUACGUGCCGCUGCUGCCGUCGCCGACGUACCCCGCCAUAGCGUAUCUGCUGAUCGCCGCCGGGGCCGCCGGCCUGCCGCUGGCCGCGCUUGGCUGCUGCGGCCUCAAGACUGAGAACAGAACCAGUUUACUCUGUUACACAUACUUCCUGCUGAUAACGUUCUUCCUGGAGGCGGGCGCGGGCGCGCUGGCCUACUACUACGAGGUGGAGGUGGAGCCCGAGCUCAAGGCGGGGCUCAACAGCACCUUCGUCAGCAACUACGCGCUUGACACGGUCGUCACGGACGCGGUGGACCGCAUGCAGACUGAAUUUAAAUGCUGCGGGGCAGUGGACUACAAAGACUGGCGACGGAGCAUAUGGCACGAAUACGACUCGGAGCUCCUAGUACCGGACUCGUGUUGUAAGACGGUCUCGCCGCGCUGCGGGGCCCGCGACCAUCCUUCCAACAUAUACUAUACGGGCUGCGUCCGACACUUCAUAAUCCACAUCCGCGAGCACCUGAUCAUCCUGGCGGCGGUGGGCGUGGGCAUGUCCGUCAUCCCCAUGUUCGGGUUCGUGUUCGCCUGCGUGCUGUACGUCAAGAUCAAGCACGUGGUCGACUGACCGAGGCCUAAGCCCUCGUCCGCCAACACCCGCAAGGUGUUCGACAAGUCGGCCUCCGUCGGCGACCUGUCUCGCGCCGGACGAGGCUGCGCGGCGCGGGCGCGGGCGCCGCCCCGGCCGCCGCGCGCGCGCCCUCGCAGCCCGC